CCCCGUCAGGCCGCCGUCCUGCAGGUCCGCCAUAUUGUCUGCCGAGGCUGCCGCUGAAGCUACCGCUGCGGCCGCCGCCAAGUCCGAGCGAGCGGAGCCGCGAUGGAGACCAUGGCAAGCCCCGGGAAGGACAAUUAUCGAAUGAAGAGCUAUAAGAACAAUGCCUUAAACCCUGAGGAAAUGAGACGAAGGAGGGAGGAAGAGGGCAUUCAGCUUCGGAAACAGAAGCGGGAACAACAACUUUUUAAACGGAGAAAUGUAGAGCUGAUUAAUGAAGAAGCUGCCAUGUUUGAUAGUCUGCUGAUGGAUUCCUAUGUGAGCUCUACAACUGGGGAGAGUGUGAUCACGAGAGAGAUGGUGGAGAUGCUCUUCUCGGACGACUCUGACUUGCAGUUAGCAACCACACAGAAAUUCCGGAAACUCCUGUCCAAAGAGCCGAGUCCUCCAAUAGAUGAAGUUAUUAACACUCCAGGAGUAGUUGAUCGGUUUGUGGAGUUUCUGAAGAGGAAUGAGAAUUGUACAUUGCAGUUUGAAGCUGCCUGGGCUCUAACAAACAUUGCCUCUGGAACCUCUCAGCAGACCAAAAUUGUCAUUGAAGCAGGAGCUGUCCCCAUUUUUAUCGAGUUGCUUAACUCAGACUUUGAAGAUGUACAAGAACAGGCAGUAUGGGCUCUUGGAAACAUAGCUGGAGAUAGUUCGGUUUGCAGAGAUUAUGUCUUGAAUUGUUCCAUCCUUAACCCUUUGUUAACACUCCUUACUAAGUCCACACGACUGACAAUGACACGGAAUGCAGUCUGGGCCCUGUCAAACCUCUGCCGAGGCAAGAAUCCUCCUCCAGAGUUUGCAAAGGUCUCUCCUUGUUUGCCUGUAUUGUCCCGAUUGCUCUUCAGCAGUGACUCAGACUUGCUGGCAGAUGCUUGCUGGGCCCUCUCCUACCUGUCUGAUGGCCCCAAUGAGAAGAUCCAGGCAGUCAUAGACUCUGGAGUCUGCCGGAGAUUGGUAGAGCUUCUGAUGCACAACGAUUACAAAGUGGCAUCUCCUGCCUUGAGAGCUGUGGGUAAUAUUGUCACUGGGGAUGACAUCCAGACCCAGGUCAUUCUUAAUUGUUCAGCCCUCCCUUGCCUCCUCCACCUGCUGAGCAGCUCUAAGGAAUCAAUCCGGAAGGAAGCUUGCUGGACCAUUUCAAACAUCACUGCUGGCAACAGGGCUCAAAUACAGGCUGUCAUAGAUGCAAAUAUCUUCCCUGUAUUGAUUGAAAUCCUUCAGAAAGCAGAGUUCCGUACAAGGAAAGAAGCAGCAUGGGCCAUCACCAAUGCCACAUCAGGAGGAACCCCUGAGCAAAUCAGGUACCUGGUAUCACUGGGCUGCAUUAAGCCCCUGUGUGACUUGCUGACUGUAAUGGAUUCAAAAAUUGUGCAAGUGGCCCUCAAUGGACUAGAGAACAUUCUUCGGCUUGGAGAGCAAGAAAGCAAGCGUAGUGGCUCAGGGGUCAAUCCCUACUGUGGCCUCAUCGAGGAAGCCUAUGGCUUGGAUAAAAUUGAGUUUCUUCAGAGCCACGAGAACCAGGAAAUCUACCAGAAGGCCUUUGAUCUCAUUGAGCACUACUUUGGUGUAGAGGAUGACGACAGCAGCCUGGCUCCUCAGGUGGAUGAGACGCAACAGCAGUUCAUCUUCCAGCAGCCUGAGGCCCCCAUGGAGGGCUUCCAGCUAUAAUGUCUGCCUCCGGGGAGGGGGGGGCACGGGGAGCACCAGCAGCCAGCAGAGAGGAGCAGCCUUCUGGUGGGCAGGAGAGCAGCCACCCCACCAGCAGCCCCGCACACCUGCUGCCCCGAGACUGUGCUCUCGACCUGUUCAUCCCCUUCCCUGGAGGGAGCGAGCGCCCUCUGGACAGACAGAACCAUCUGAGGCUCACAUUGGGUUUUGAGACAAGAAGGGGACGUGUGGGUUUCUCUUCCUUACACUAUUUUGGCUGCACACAUGUCUUUAACCCAGGAGCCCAGGGGUAGACAAAGGAGGACUGAGGUAAUCAAUUUGCACCUUUAAAAUUUUUUUCUUUUAUUUUCUUUAGUGGUGACUUCCUUCCCAAUUAUCUUUCUUCAUCCAUCCCAGUCCUCUGCCCUGACGUGUGUAACUCUUGGGUACUUGAGCAGAUGGAAUAUUCCAGAGGUGGGAGGUGGGAGGGGAGGGGAGAAGUCCCAAACAAAGUGUUCUUGCUCUGACCCAAUAUUAAUCUUGUAUGCUUGGAUUAUUUAAUUUUUUCUUUUGCACAUUUUUCUUGUAUUAAGGUUGUUCUUCCCAAAAAGCUGGAUUUAGUAACCCAGCCACCAGCAUCGUCUGGAAAUAGAGGCUAAUGGGGAGGCCCCCAUGAGACAAAGGUCCCUCCCUCCCUCUAACCCUAUGCCUAAGACCUCUUUAGUUUGGGAGGAUUCCCCCCUCACUCUCCUGGAGCAAGUAUACCAGUGGAGUGGAAGGGAGGGGCACAGGGCUUCUCCUGUGUAGCUACUGACCCUCUUUCCUACCCACCUCCUAAAUGGUGCGACCCAACUUCAUUUGUUUACUUGAAAAUUCACCUCAGAGUUGAAUGAACCUCUGAGGUGGCUGUGUUUUCUCCUGAGCUUGAGAUGGGGGGCUGUGGUCCUUCCUUCUCCUGAGGAGAAAGUCCUUGCUCUGAUGACCCCUAAGUUGCAGAGGAGGUUGGAGUUAGUGUCGUGUAUUGGGAUAGUCAUGAAUCCCUGCCUUUGGCCUUUCUUCUUCCUUCUGCCAUAGCUGGAUCAUGUAUAUUUCACUUCCAAUGGAGAGAAUGGCAGAAAGCCCUGUUGUUUUUAACAGUCUGUAUUAGUAGGUCAGUCUUAAUUGGUUUUAGGAGGACAAACUGGAUGCGAGUGGGAUACUGUGAGGAAGACCAGAAAGACAAACAAGUUUCUGCUCACAGGACUGAACUCAGUCCUUAUUUUCUCUGCCUGUAUUCUGGGCCACCACUUGGGACCAACUCCCACUUCUAGAACCUUUAUGAAGUAAAUCAGCUGGGUCUGAUUGUUCCCAGCCUGAAGGGAGCAAGGCCUGAUGUAGUCUGCUGCUCUGUUCCUUGCUCCCAAGCCAAAAGCAUCCUGCUUUCUCUAACUCACUGUUACCCACAAUGAACCCUGUUGGCAUCUCCCUUCUAAAGAUCCUUGUACCUGGCUUGCAUUUCCCUUUCUCCCUCUUUCACCCUCCCACCUCUCUCCCCCCUUCUCCUCUCUUCCCUCCCUCUCUCUCCCCCUCCCUCCCUCCCUCCUCCUUGAAUAAAGACAGUUCAGUACCUCAGAGGCUGACCUGUUUUAAGGGGUUACACAGUACACUAAAACUGAGCUCUGAGAGCUGGGAGCUGGGUACAGUGUCAGCCAGGCCGACCACCUGUGGAGGUGGCAGCACAGUGCCCUGUUGUGGUGAUCCCCCACACCCUUAGCUGCUCUCUAGAACAGCACUGUUCUUACUCCUGUUCCAACAGAUCUCUCUGUGCUCCACAUUUGCAGAUCUAAAGUUGAGGUUCUUGCUGCUGGCCUCUGCCUUUCCAUCUGCCGUCUCUCCUUUAGUUUUUAGUUGCUGCUUCAGAUUCCUCUAAGAAAGGUAGUUCAGGGCAGGCAGUUGAUACUGAAAAGUUCAACCAACAUUGGACCACGAUGGCGAGUGCCUUCCGGGAAGGCAAGGGGCUGGCCCUUUUGUUUUUAACCUGACUGAAACUGCUCCUAGUUCAAAGAAAAGUCCUCUGUGAAGCCAUCAUCGUCCUUAUCUGAAGAGUAGAACCCCUGAACCUCUCAAGUGACAGGAACCUGGCCCUGGAGCCGGAUCCUCAGCAUGAGACACAAAUGUCCUGCUUUCCUCGGCCCGUUUCCAAUAUCUCUGGCUUCAGAGCAGAUCCUGUACCACAUGGAAGAGGUUGGUUAUCUAGGUGUCCCUCACAGUCUGCUCCUGGCCGACUGGCUUCAGUUUCCAGCCCUCCCCAGUGACUAAGGCCCUGGAUGUUGGUUGUAGCCUUUUGGUAUUACUGUAUGAGUUCCAGCUUGCUUGGCACCAUUGUUACCUGGGUCUGUGCACACAAGUGCUUCCGAGGAGCAAGUAUUGGUAGCCUGGUUUGGGAGACCUUUUGGUGUCCCCUUUACCCGGGACCUUGUAUCUACCGCUUCUCCUUCCUGCUGCCCCUGGGAGUCAUCCCCAGAAGCCUAUGUUCUGAAACUAACCGUGGGUUAGAGCUGCAGUGGGAUUAUAGCUGAGGGAGAGGAAAAGACGGUGCUUCCGCAUGGAGUUUCUUUCUCUGAAACCAAGCCGGUACAAAGACACACUUCCCACACGGAGGAAGUGUGUUUCUGUCUGCCUGCAAAGCUAGCAGCUCACAGUUCUACAUGCCCUGGAGGCCUCUGCUCUCUUUAUCUAGACCCCAGCUCUUCUCUUCCAGGCUCACUCAUUUUGGUAUCCAUCCUCUUGGGUAUUUUUCAGGCAUAGAUUCUAACUUCUCAAAGGCAAAAAAAACGGAACUUCUCCAGGACCCUGCAGACCCAGGAAGGAGACAGGAUAGUGACAAGCUUCCCUAGCAGGCUGGGGAAGUGUGCAAGGCUAGGUGCACUGAACCAUAGAUUCUGAGCAGUGGCAGCUUCAAGCCGCACUUCCCUGAGAGGUGGUAAGAGACAGGCUUCCUGGCACAUUCUAUACCAGUUUCGUCCAGUAUUUUUUUUUUCUGUUUUAUCUUUUGUAUUCUUUUGUUAAGCCAACAAACUGAGAAUUUGCCCCUGUAAGGAUCCAUGUGAUAGAUACUAGCUGCUCUUUGGCCAAAGGCCUUCAUAGCUGACUCAAUCUCCCAGUCUAUCCCCUAGUCCCACCCCAGGAUGCACAGCAAGGGAAGAAGCUAAGGUCAACGCCAACAAAUCUGAGUGAAAACUUGUUUUCCUUCUGAGAGAGCAUCUUGUCUGAAGCCUGAACUAUGUGCAGGACCAAAGCUGGCUGUGAGAAAAGCAGCCACAAACCAGGGCGCCCUAUUACCAGAGGGGAGUGCUCUUGUGACCGUGUCUUCAAGGGCUUGGGCUUACCUACCUGCUUGUAGGCCAGCCUGACUUCUGAUGCUCACACUAGCACACAAAGCUGAUGAUGCCCACUCGCCCUGCACUCCUGUGGCUCUGACGUUAAGGUUUCUGUUUAGAGAAAAGAACUGUGUAGCGUGUGCAGGGAGCUGUGAAGGAGGACUGAGACUACCUGGAAACUGUCAGGGCUCACACCAUGAACUCUCAGAAGCUGGGCAAGGGUGCUGGCUUUGUUAGCCGGCUUUUUUGGGAAAUGUUUUUUUUGACCUGUUAUAUAAAUGAAGUGGGUAUGAGGUCUCAGCUACCCAGCAGAUGGAGCAUCGCCUAGGGACAGCUUGGGGUUUCCAGGUAAGAACCCUAGAAAGGUGGACUUAAUCCUCACAGGUUUUGUUUUCCAAAUUCAUUUGCUUUUAUUUUUCUAAGAACUGUAAACUCUAUUUUUUCAUGUUCUCAGGGCCCCUGGGUAGACAAACAAAGCUUGAUUUCAGAGCAGAAAUAGGCCAAGAAACCAUGGCGUUGCGUGUGCUGAGUCCAGACAAAUGAUAUUUAUAUACACGUCCAAAUUUGAAGAGAAAAUGUAUUUCUUUAGGUUUCAAACACUGUAAUAGAUACAAAGCAAAAAUAAAAACCUGUUGCAAAGUUGUAAA
Mus caroli (Ryukyu mouse) is the source of this 5698-nucleotide messenger RNA. RefSeq names its product karyopherin subunit alpha 6 (gene Kpna6). Lineage: Eukaryota; Metazoa; Chordata; Mammalia; Rodentia; Muridae. Gene Ontology annotation, cellular component: cytoplasm. Gene Ontology annotation, biological process: protein import into nucleus. The record is from RefSeq and is a predicted model, not a curated record. Gene Ontology annotation, molecular function: nuclear import signal receptor activity; protein binding.